AGUGAGAGAUUGACAGGAGAAUCGGAAUACCUGAGAACGAGAUGUCUCUCUUGACGUCGAACGUGUGUGAUACUCACGAAAAGGAGCUUGCGUCUGGGGAGCUCCAAGUUCUAACGCCUGGUGUUUUCCAAUCCUUUGGUCAGAAACGGAUAUUUUCAGGUCGAGUGGUUACAGUGAAAGUCUUGGAGGACAACGUUCUGUUGCGUAGAACAGUAAAUGAACCUGGGAAUGGGAGAAUUCUCGUUGUCGACGGUGGCGGUAGCUUGCGAACCGCUCUUGUAGGUGGAGAAGUUGCAAAGCUUGCGGAAACACAAGGCUGGGCUGGGUUUGUCAUUUUUGGAUGCAUUCGCGACGUGGACGAGAUCAACGACUGCGCUAUUGGGGUUAGAGCGCUCGCCCCGUGCCCUGUGAGGAGCAAAAAGAACGGCGUCGGCGAAAAGAACGUCGUGAUAAACAUCGUAGGGGCUACCAUCAGACCUGGUGAUUUCUGCUGGGUGGACAACGACGGCAUCCUCGUGUCAACCUCCGUUGUUCCAAAAAAACCUUUGAGUUAAGCAACCAAAUUCAUGCGCAGCUUAAUCUCUUAUUAGAAUUCGGCCGUCUCCCUCUUACUUAAUGUCAACUUCUGCACGCUUCGAUCGCUAUCUCUCCUCGUUUCCAAAUCUUUUACAGCAUUUCUCCAUGGCAACAGAAUAAUAGGCGUAGCUUAUGAUGCGCAUGAUAAUUAAUUUUGUCACUUCUGUUGCGCACUUGAAGCUCAAGAGUACUCUCCAAUUCUCACAAUCUUCUACUGAAUAAUUCUUCCUUGUACCACAAU
Molecule: messenger RNA, 817 nt
Organism: Physcomitrium patens
Lineage: Eukaryota; Viridiplantae; Streptophyta; Bryopsida; Funariales; Funariaceae
Source: RefSeq, a predicted model, not a curated record